Malassezia japonica is the source of this 768-nucleotide messenger RNA. RefSeq names its product autophagy protein 5 (gene ATG5). The record is from RefSeq and is a predicted model, not a curated record. Gene Ontology annotation, biological process: C-terminal protein lipidation; cellular response to nitrogen starvation; nucleophagy. Lineage: Eukaryota; Fungi; Basidiomycota; Malasseziomycetes; Malasseziales; Malasseziaceae. Gene Ontology annotation, cellular component: cytoplasm; phagophore assembly site membrane; Atg12-Atg5-Atg16 complex. The transcript is spliced from 2 exons. Bases 1 to 768 code for a protein of 255 amino acids. Gene Ontology annotation, molecular function: Atg8-family ligase activity.
AUGUAUGUUCUCCGACUGACGCAGCUUGCCGCCCCCCGCAUGAGCUACUGGCCGAUGGUCGCCGAUGCACUCCGUAAAGACUGGCUGCCGCGACUGCUGAAUGCGUCCGAACUCGCACGCACAAACCCCGACGAUUUUUGGUUUACUUAUAAUGAUACGGUGCUGCGAUGGCGGUGGCCGAUCGGGCUUGCGUACGACUUCUGCCAUGCACGGACUCUAGCGAGCGACGGCCAGGCGCCGAUCCCAUGGUCAAUUACGGUGCACCUAUCGCAGGCCAAGCCGGAUACUAAAGCGUCGCUCGACCAGUGCCAUGCGUCGUACAUGGCGCGACUUAAAGAGGCCGACUAUCUCUUGUGGGGAAGCUGCAAACGCACGCUCGAGCUCCCUCGCGAGCAGCAAGAUCGGCUGUGGAAGAGUGUAUGUGCCCAUGAGUGCGACGCCUAUAACGAUGUAAUGCACACGCUCCGAGGCGACUGGCGCGACGAUGCGCUUGAUCCUAGCGCGGCCGUGUCCGUGCGCCGCCUUCCGCUCAGUUUCUACGUGGCCCCCCAUGGCGCGCCCGUCGUCCAAGAGCCCAUGCCGCCUAUGCACGACGAAAACACGCCUACCACGCUCCGUAUGGCGCUCGAGCGCUCCUUUCCCGCCCGCCCCCCCCCGACGGCCCUCUUGCACGGCAUUGUUCUGCCGCCCGAUACCCCCCUUGCCUAUCUUACGCGGUCGAUGAGCUACCUGGACGGCUGGCUCCAUAUCAUAGUCAUGGACACAUAG